UAUCAGGAAGUCCUGCAUGUUGCAUUUGUACUCCAAGUACAUAUUCUUUUUUUUCUAAAAUAUUUUACUUUUUCGUAUUUGAUCACUAACAACAUGGAUUAAUCUACACCCUAAUUUCCUUAUGUACAGUUGUACGUCCUUCAGUUGCAAUAUUUGGUUGUCAAAAGAAAAAAAAAUCACAAAAAAGAAUGAAAUUAGCUAGGUUUUUCAGGUACAAAUUUCACAUUUAUAAACUAGUGUUUAUAUUAAACAAAUGAAUGUAAGACAUAUGUCCAAUCUAGAAUAUUUAAAAACAAAAUAGAAAAAAAUUUAAACACUUUUCGUCCCUGUAUUAAUUGGCAAAUUCUUAUUGUGGGUUCUUGUAAUAUUUGACCCUGACAUAUUAACCUUAAAUCAUUUCGAAUUUAUGCUAUUGAUUACUUCAUGUAAUAAAUAUGUCAUAUUUGAACUACUUUAGAAGUAUAUUAUCUUCAAAUAUUGAAGUAACGGUACAAGCAUUAAUAACAUGAUUAAUAAUUCUGUAAAUUUGUAAAUAUUCACAAGCUGAGGAACCAAAAAACACAUUUCAUGAAUUCAAGUAAUUAAAGGUUACAAGGACUAAAAUUAAAAUUCAGCAAAAGUACUAUUAACCAAAACUAAAAAAGCAAGGGGAAAAAUGCAUGCUAUAAGGAUGGUACUUAUACAGCCAGAAGAGUACUAGUAGUAAACUUUCAUAAAACUGAGCCAAGCAUACAUUGAUCAGUUAGUAAUUUUCUUUGAAGUUCAUUGUGGGAGAUAUCUUCAAAUAUGGAAAUAGAUAGAGGAAAAGGCAAAAUGACAGAGAUUGAUAAUAUUGUUGAAAUGUUGGGAGAAGGUUAUGAAGGGCUAGAAGAUGUUCACAUAGAUAUAUCAAUGCUAGAGUAUGAUGAUGAUGAUAAACAAUGCAAUGAAGUAAUUCAUGGAAAUGCUGUUACUGCUACUGCUAGGGAGUUGUUGUUUUCAUCUUCAUCGAAUCGUCGCAAUUCUCAAAAGCAAGGAUGUCCCUUUGUAUUGAAGAUUUAUGAAAUGCUUGCUGAUAUUCAGUUCAAGUCCUUGAUUUCAUGGACCAAUAAUGGGACCAGCUUCAUUAUCCAUGACAAUCAUAGAUUUGCUGUUGAAGUUCUUCCCCGGUUCUUUCGACACAACAAUCUCUCCAGCUUCAUCUGCCAGCUAAACUGCUAUGGAUUCAAGAAAGUGAAUUGGGACAAAUUUGAGUUUCGGCAUGAAUGGUUUCAGAGGGGAAAAGGGCAGUGGUUGAAGAAGAUAAAGAGGAAGCCUAGUAAGUCCCAGAUGAAUGAGCAGCUAACGGAUCGACAAGGUAUAGAUGAAACAGCUGCAUUUACAAUAGGGAAGGAAAUUGAAGAAAUCAGAGCAGAGCAAGCCGCGAUGAGGGAAGAGAUUAUAGUGCUGCAACGGCAACUAGACAUGUUCGAGAAAGAGAUGGAAGACAUUAAUCAAGCCGGGGAUAAUUUGUCCUCUAAGAAAGCCAAAAUUUGCAUGCUCUUGUUCAACACUUUACUUGGACAGGCUCAGGAUGGGGAGGUAGAAGAUGGUGUUGAAACUAGGGGAAAGGGCAAUCGAGGCGAAAAAAGGAAAGUGCAAGUAGAAGGAGAGUUGGAGGGAGAUAAUGAAGGGAGCAAGAAGAUUGCAGGUGCUGCAGAUUUCAAGUCUGAUUCAUAUUUGGGAAAAAUGCUCAUGGACGAGAUGAACUUGAAUAAUUUGGCUCAUGAACAACCUGAUAAUUUCUUGGAGUCGGAGGAGCUGGCUGGAAGUUCAACUUUUUGGAUUGAUUAUGUGGAAAAGAUGGAUCACAAGACUAUCUUCUCUGGAGCUGGUCCUGCCUUCUCUCAGUCACAGGAAAGCCACCUUGAACCAUUACAAUAUACUUAUCUGCUAGUCAUAAUGUCAUAA
Messenger RNA from Capsicum annuum, 1929 nucleotides. Its product is annotated as heat stress transcription factor A-6a-like. Gene Ontology annotation, biological process: regulation of transcription by RNA polymerase II. Gene Ontology annotation, cellular component: nucleus. Gene Ontology annotation, molecular function: RNA polymerase II cis-regulatory region sequence-specific DNA binding; DNA-binding transcription factor activity. Lineage: Eukaryota; Viridiplantae; Streptophyta; Magnoliopsida; Solanales; Solanaceae. The transcript has 2 exons. The coding region runs from base 787 to 1929 and encodes 380 amino acids. The record is from RefSeq and is a predicted model, not a curated record.